UCGCACUGUGCCUCACACACCUCAAUUCGUCGUCAUCUUUUAUUUUAUAAUUUUACCACGCUCCACGACAACCCACCUCUCCACGUCGCACUUCCUCUCCCAAUCUUCUCGUUGCUUUCAAAGAACCGAAUACAUGUUCCACCAACGCUAAUCACCUACACCAACAAUCCCAAUAACAAAAAUGUCCAAAACUUAAAUAACCCAUUUCAACUUCACUCUUUUAAGGCAUCCUAAUCCCUAAACCCCAAUCUAUUCUCCCAUUUUCUUUUUUGAUUUUGGAAUUUUUCUUUUCUGGGUUUCUUUCACUUUUCUUUACUUGUAGAUGUACGUGGGUUCCAUGCGAAAGUCGUUUAAGGAUUCUCUUAAAGUUCUUGAAGCCGAUAUUCAACAUGCUAAUACUUUGGCAUCAGAUUUUCCAAGGGAGUAUGAUGGUGCCUGCCUUCAGAUGAGAAUGUCAUACAGUCCAGCUGCGCACUUGUUCCUAUUUUUAGUGCAGUGGACAGACUGCAACCUAGCUGGAGCCCUUGGACUGUUAAGAAUACUAAUUUACAAGGUUUAUGUGGAUGGAACCACCACCAUGUCUACCCAUGAAAGAAAAGCAAGCAUUAGAGAGUUCUAUGGGGUAAUUUAUCCCUCUUUAUUGCAACUGCAAAGAGGUGUUACAGAUACUGAAGACAAAAAGCAGAAGGCUGUGUGCAUGGAAAGAUACCGAAGAAGCGAUGAUGAGGAUUAUGGGCAACAUACAGAUGUAGAUAUUGAAAGAGAAGAAGAAUGCGGAAUAUGCAUGGAGAUGAAUAGUAAGAUUGUGUUGCCCAACUGCAAUCAUUCCAUGUGCUUGAAAUGCUACCGAGAAUGGCGAACAAGGUCGCAGUCAUGCCCCUUUUGUCGUGACAGUCUGAAGAGAGUGAACUCUUGUGAUCUCUGGGUUUAUACAGAUAGCAGGGACAUAAUCGACAUGGCAACGGUGACCAGGGAGAAUCUUAGAAGGCUCUUCAUGUAUAUAGACAAGUUGCCACUGAUUGUUCCUGAUCACCUUUUUGAUUCGUACGAUUCCCACCUACGAUAGGUGAAUGAUGAUAAGUACAUUUUCUUGCCCUCGAAUGAGUAGAUUCCUCCAAUUUCGUUUGGUUACAUAAGGGCCGAAAUUCAUUCGGUAAAACAUAGGUAACAAAGAGCAGCAGUGACUUUCUUCCCACUUCUGCCAAGAAGAACCCAGCCUGAGAUAUUGUCAUGCUGGUGGGUGAAGUUUUAGAUAAAUUAUUUAGGAAAGGGUUCAUAAAAAAUUGUAUUUAGCUCGCAUGUACAUGAUUCAUGAUUGUAUAGCUUGGACUAAAAGCUUUUCAACUUGCUCUGCUUCGUCUUUUAUGGUGUUGAGCAUCUAUUGUUAAUUUGUAUAAAUUGUUAAUCUCAGUCUCAAAGCUUUUUAAAGUAAUAUAUAUUGUUAUUUCAUGCUGCCAA
Molecule: messenger RNA, 1458 nt
Organism: Mangifera indica (mango)
Lineage: Eukaryota; Viridiplantae; Streptophyta; Magnoliopsida; Sapindales; Anacardiaceae
Product: E3 ubiquitin-protein ligase AIRP2-like
Exons: 5
Coding region: 323-1066 (247 amino acids)
Biological process (GO): protein ubiquitination
Molecular function (GO): ubiquitin protein ligase activity
Source: RefSeq, a predicted model, not a curated record